Messenger RNA from Clonostachys solani, 315 nucleotides. NCBI's taxonomy places the organism in Eukaryota, Fungi, Ascomycota, Sordariomycetes, Hypocreales, Bionectriaceae. The record is from the annotation of a GenBank genome assembly.
AUGUUGAAUACCAAUCUAGAGGAGGUCGGAUCAACAACAGCAAAUCAGGUUUAUGACCUCAAAAAGGAAGUUGAAGAUCUCAAUAAGAUAUUCUCCCUAAAGGAAACUCAACUUGAGGAUACUGAGCGAGAGAUGGUUGGUAUGCUAGAGCAGAAGGCAGAUCAAUGGAGGGAGGAGCUGAAAAAGAUGGCUGCCGACUGGAAGGAUGAGCUGGAGAGGAUGGCUGCGGAUUGGAAGGAUGAGCUUAUCGAAAGCAUUCUUAAUAGGAACCCCAGUCAUGUUUCUCUGCGAUGGAGACACAGGGAGGUGGAGUGA